AUGUGUUCAUGGAAUGUAGAUGACAUCAUAUGCCUACAGGAAACGAGAUGCCCCUUAGAUAAAUUGCCUGACCUUUAUUUGCCAGGAUAUCACUUAUAUUGCAAGUCUGACGAAAAUGCAAAAGGAUAUGCUGGAGUAGCCAUUUACACUAAGAAGUUGGUGAGGAAUAUUGAGUACUCAAUUGGGCUUGAAGAAUUUGAUGCAGAAGAUCGAAUAGCUGUUGCUGAAUAUAACUCAUUCUAUCUGGUAUGCGUAUAUGUCCCAAAUGCAGGCAGAGCUCCCAUCAACAAUUCAGCCACUUAG
Messenger RNA from Ctenocephalides felis (cat flea), 303 nucleotides. RefSeq names its product DNA-(apurinic or apyrimidinic site) lyase-like. The transcript is spliced from 2 exons. Gene Ontology annotation, cellular component: nucleus. Gene Ontology annotation, biological process: base-excision repair. Bases 1 to 303 code for a protein of 100 amino acids. The record is from RefSeq and is a predicted model, not a curated record. Lineage: Eukaryota; Metazoa; Arthropoda; Insecta; Siphonaptera; Pulicidae. Gene Ontology annotation, molecular function: double-stranded DNA 3'-5' DNA exonuclease activity; phosphoric diester hydrolase activity; DNA-(apurinic or apyrimidinic site) endonuclease activity.